AUGUUAAGUUUAUGUCACAUGGAAAUGCUUUCAAAAAAAGUCUGUUCUUCCUCUGCUCUUCAUAAGAAUUCAAUAACCAGGACUAUUCAGCAGCUUGCUUUUUCAAAACCGCACCAACAACCAUUUCAUCCAUUCACAACUUCCACUUCUCAAGUUUCAACCAUGCUCACUCCUCAGCAAGUACAAGAUUUGGAAAUUGUGCCAAACAUGUUUCCCUCAGUGGAUUCCAUUGAUCAAGGAGACGGUUUUUCUAUGGAAAUUCUUUACAAUAAUGAAAAAGUUUCGUAUGGAAGUAAAAUGACUCCUUCCCAGGUGAAACAUGAACCCACCGUUCACAUUACAGUCAAAGAUCUCAACAAGUAUCAGCCUGGACAUUUCUUUACUUUGAUUAUGAGUGAUCCGGAUGCUCCUUCUAGAAGAGAUCCCAAAUGCCGUGAGUGGCUGCAUUGGAUUAAGGCUAAUAUGAAAAUUAAUAACGACGGAUCAGUGAGUAUGAAAGAAGUUUCCAAUGUUGCAGAUUAUAUGGGCUCUGCACCACCCAAAGGAACAGGAUAUCAUCGAUAUGUAUUUUCAUUGUUUUAUCAUGUUGGAAAAUUGGUGCAUCUGAAAGAACAUCAUUGGGGACCUUCGAAUGAGAGUCGUGCCUGCUUUCUCGCUUCUCAAUUUGCUAAAAAUCAUCACAUGCAUGAUCCAGUCGCUAUUGGUUGUUUUGAGGCUUCUCAUGAGUAA
This is a messenger RNA of Naegleria lovaniensis, 729 nucleotides long. RefSeq lists its product as uncharacterized. The transcript has a single exon. Bases 1 to 729 code for a protein of 242 amino acids. The record is from RefSeq and is a predicted model, not a curated record. Lineage: Eukaryota; Heterolobosea; Eutetramitea; Acrasida; Naegleriidae.